Molecule: messenger RNA, 1910 nt
Organism: Lactuca virosa
Lineage: Eukaryota; Viridiplantae; Streptophyta; Magnoliopsida; Asterales; Asteraceae
Source: the annotation of a GenBank genome assembly
UGAUUUAACAUUUACAAUCAAUGACUUCGAAUGCUUCGACUACACCGUCUGUGGGAUCAACCGCCACCGAUACACAUAAACGGAAUUCGGAUGAUGUUGGUUGGGAAUAUGGUUUUAUCCCGGAUAAAAGCAACUUGCAUAGAUUGAAAUGUAAAUUGUGUGGAAAAGUGUUUGGCGGAGGGAUUACUAGAAUGAAACAACAUAUUGCUCAUGUGAAGGGGAAUGUAUCUUCAUGUCCAAGUUCUACAAAAGAUGAUCAAUUGAAAUGUCGAAAUUCUAUUAAUGAAGGAAAGUUAAAAAAGAAAGCUAAACUUUCGCAGAUGAGGCCUUAAGAUUUGAGGUGAGACAAGAAUUUCAUGAUAACGUGGAUGGAGUAGAAUCUUCUUUGGGGUUGAAAGCACCAAAUAUUAUAGGCCCCAUGGAUGGCUAUGCAAACAAAAUAAACCCCGAAGAAGAUUUGAAUGUGAGAAAGGGAAAAAAUGUUGAUCUUAACAAUAUUUUCCGGAAAGAAAGAAUACUCACGGUCCAUAAGUACAUUAGUAGGUGGGCAUAUGAAGCGCAAUUCAUUUUCAUGCCUUCGAAAAGGAUAGCUUUAAAAUGAUGUUAGAGGUUGUUGGCCAAUUUGGAACCGGGCUUCCACCUCCUACUAGAUAUGCUUUGAGCGACACGCUUCUAAAGCAUGAGGUUGAAAGAACAAAAAACUUGUUAAAAAAAACAAACAAGAAUGGAAAGAGGAUGGAUGCUCGAUUAUGACAGAUGGUUGGUCUGAUCGAAAGAGAAGAGCAUUAUGAAUUUAUGUGUUAAUUCGAAGAUGGAUACUGUUUUUUUUUAUCUUCAAAAGAAUGUUCCAACAAAGCACAUACAAGCCAAAAAAUAUAUGAAUAUGUGGAGUCUUGGCAUUCAACAAGUUGGUCAUGAGCAUGUUGUUCAAAUUGUGACCGAUAAUGCCACGAAUAACAUGGGGGCGACAAAGUUGCUAAAAGAGAAAAUACCAUCUAUUUUUUGGACAUCAUGUGCGACACAUACCAUUAACCUUAUGCUUGAAGGUAUCGGUGCACUCCCAAGGUUUAAGAAAAUUCUAGAUCAAGCAAAGAAGCUAACCAUAUUCAUUUACGCUCACCACAAAAGCUUGGCGAUGAUGAGAAGUUACACCAACAAAAGAGAAAUUAUCGCGACCGGAGGGCACGAGAUUUGCUUCCACCUUUCUAACAUUACAAAGUUUGGCCGAAAAAAAAGGAGCAACUAAGACAUAUGUUCUCUAGCACCGAAUGGGAGGAAUGCAAAUUUCUAGUACGCCUAAAGGAUUGCCUCAUAUAAAACGUGUCAAGUGUCCAAUUUUGGUCCGGUGUUGCACAAUGUUUAAAGUGUUCUCCCCUUUGGUGAAAGUCCUUCGAAUGGUUGACGCGGAUUGGAAGCCCUCAAUGGGUUUUGUUUACGGGGAGAUAAAGUUGCUAAAGAAGAAUUAUCACAUCAUUGGGGCGGUAAACGAGAAAGCUUACAAGCCUAUUAUAGAUAUCAAAACAAAAAGAUGAAAGGUUCGUAUAGAUUCAAGUUUACAUUUAACGUCUUAUCUUUUAAAUCCGUAUUAUCAUUAUAAGGAUCCACAACUCCAUAUGAUCCCGAUAUAAUGAAUGCGGUUCUUGAUUUUUUUGAUACAUUACUUUGUGACAACUUUGAGAUGCAAAGGCAAGGUUGUAACAAUUGACUUGCGAAAGUACAAGUAAAAAGUUGAUAGAUUUGGUUUGCGAUCUUGCAAUUAAAAAUUGUAGGGUGAAUGAUGUCGAGUUUGAUCCGGCUAGUUGGUGGGGACUAUUUGGUGGCACAACUCCUCAUCUGACAAAGAUUGCAAUGAGGAUUCUUUCUUUGACUAGCAGUUCAUCGGGUUGUGAAAGGAAUUGGAGCACGUUUGG